AAAAAUAAAUAAAAAGAUGCGUGGGGACACGUGUACGGUGGAUGGCGUCGGACGGGCCUCUAUAAAUCGCGGUGAAACGAGUGGUUUGAAAUCAGCCAGCUUCAAGUUUCCGAUUAAAAUCCAAACAUUUGAGUUCCGUUCGUCGUUUAAGAAGAAAGAAGAAAGAAGAAAGAUGCCGAAGUGUGGAUGUGGCUCUGCCUGCAACUGCGAUCUCAACAACUGCUCAUGCAAACAUGAUGCCGCUCCCAUCAUGAAACACAGGAACUUGUCGGGCGGCUGCAAAUGUGGAGCGAAUUGCAGUUGCGACCCGUGCAACUGCUAAAGAAAGGCGUCGGAGCUUUCGAUAUGAAAGGGCAUAAUUUAGAGCAAGGGUUGGGUUUGGUUCUGUGUGUUUGUGUGUGUAAGGUGUUUGACAAAAUGCCGCUUACAAAUACUUCAAAGAAAUAAUGAACCACAUAUAUAUCUAUGUACCUUUGUUUUCUAAUGUUAUUUCAAAUGGGCUGGUUAUGACUGCCCAAUUUCUAUUAUUA
This is a messenger RNA of Cucurbita maxima (winter squash), 530 nucleotides long. RefSeq lists its product as uncharacterized. The record is from RefSeq and is a predicted model, not a curated record. Lineage: Eukaryota; Viridiplantae; Streptophyta; Magnoliopsida; Cucurbitales; Cucurbitaceae. The transcript is spliced from 3 exons. The coding region runs from base 17 to 322 and encodes 101 amino acids.